CUGAGCUCGCGGGCGGCCGUUGGCGGCUCCCCGCGCCGCCCCUUCGUGCCGCCGCCGCCGAGGGAAGCCGCCGGCGACGCCGGAGCCGGGGAUCGGGGUCCAAGGCCGGGACCGAGAAGAUGAAGCCGGUGAAGAGAGCGGGCGGCCCCGGCGGCAACACCAACGGCGGCGGAAAGGGCCCCCCGGGCCCCCGGACCAAGGCCCAGAAGCGGCGAGCGGCGGGCGAGCCGGGCAGGCAGCAGGAGCCCGAGCGGCAGCAGCGACGAACGGAGGCCGCGGAAGCUGAGGAGGAGGCGGCCGCCGCGGCCGCCCAGGAGGAGGAGGAGGAGGAAGAGGAGGAGGAGGAGGAGGAGGAGGAGCAGGAAGAAGAGAAGGAGCGGAGGGGCCGCGGGGGCGCACGGGAGGAGCGGGUGCCGGAGCCGCCGCCGGCCUCCCCGGCCCUGCCCCCGGGACCCGCCGUCGCCCCGGGAGAGGCGGCCCCGGGCCCGCCGGUGGGCGCCGCCGCCAAGGGCGACGGCGGGGAGCCGGAGCCGGAGCCCGAGCCGGGCCGCUGGGAGCCGGCCCUCAGCCGCAAGACGGCCACCUUCAAGGCCCGCGCCCCCAAGAAGAAACACGUGGAAGAGCCCGGCGGGGGCAGCGGGCCCGAGGACCCCCCGGGACCCCCGGAGGAGGGCGGCCCCGGCGCCCCGCCGGCCUCGGCCCGCUCGUCCUCCACCGACACGGCCAGCGAGCACUCGGCCGACCUGGAGGAGGAGCCCCCGGAGCCCGGCGGCGGGGGCGGCGCCCCCCCGCCCGACCCGCCCCGGCCCCCCGGGCCCGCCGGCGAGGGCGAGGGCGGGGACGGGGGCGACGGCGGCCCGCGGCCCUGGCCGGCCCAGCGGGUGCUGGCCCGGCGGGACGGGCUCUUCCUGCCCGCCGUGGUGAGGCAGGUGAGGCGCAGCCAGGACCUGGGCGUCCAGUUCGCGGGGGACCGGACCCUCACGUACUUCGAGGGGGCGCUGGGGGCCGGCGGCGGCGGCGGCGGCGUGGACGUGGUCCCGGACGCCCCGCCCCCGCCGGGGAGCCUGGCCGUGGGCACGCCCGUGUGCACGUGCGUGGAGGCGGGGGCCACGGCCUACCGGGAAGGGGUGGUGGUGGAGGUGGGCGCCAAGCCGGCCGCCUACAAGGUCCGCCUGGGCCGGGGCCCCCCGGCCCCCGGCCCGCCCCCGGCCCGCGGCGAGGAGGCCGUCUGGGUGGCCCGCUCCAGCCUGCGCCUCCUGCGGGCCCCGUGGGGCCCCGCCGAGAAGAAGGCGGCCCCGGGCACCCCCCGGGGGGAGGGGGCGGCGCCCCCGGCCCGGGCCCGCACCCCGCUGACGGCCGCCCAGCAGAAGUACAAGAAGGGGGACGUGGUGUGCACGCCCAACGGCAUCCGCAAGAAGUUCAACGGCAAGCAGUGGCGGCGGCUCUGCUCGCGCGACGGCUGCAUGAAGGAGUCCCAGCGGCGCGGUUACUGCUCCCGCCACCUGUCCAUGCGCACCAAGGAGAUGGAGGGCCGGGCCGAGGGCGGGACCGCCGAGUUCGACUGGGGCGACGAGACGUCGCGGGAGAGCGAGGCGAGCAGCGUGGCCCCCCGCGGGGACUCCCGGCCCCGGCUGGUCGCGCCCGCCGACCUGUCGCGCUUCGAGUUCGACGAGUGCGAGGCGGCCGUCAUGCUGGUGUCCCUGGGCAGCUCGCGCUCGGGCACGCCCUCCUUCUCGCCCGUGUCCACCCAGUCCCCCUUCUCGCCCGCCCCGUCGCCCUCGCCCUCGCCGCUCUUCGGCUUCCGCCCGGCCAACUUCAGCCCCAUCAACGCCUCGCCGGUCAUCCAGCGCUCGACCGCCCGCAGCCGCCACCUGAGCGCCAGCACGCCCAAGGCCGGGGUGCUCACCCCGCCCGAGCUGGGCCCGCACCCGCCGCCCCCCGGCCCCCGCGAGCGCCAUUCGUCGGGCAUCCUCCCCACCUUCCAGACCAACCUGACCUUCACCGUGCCCAUGAGCCCCGGCCGGCGCAAGCCGGACCUGCUCCCCCACGCCGGGGGCCUGGGCGGGCCGGGGGGCGCCGGCGGCCACCCGGACUUCCAGAAGGGCGAGGGCCCGGACCCCGGCGCCGACUCGGUCGCCCACGCCCCCGCCCCCUCCGCGCCCGCCGGCUUCCGGGCCGUGUCGCCCGCCGGCCCGUUCCCCCGCUCCCGCCAGCCGUCCCCGCCGCUGCUGCUGCUGCCCCCGCCGGCCGGCCUGACCUCCGACCCCGGGCCCUCGGUGCGGCGCGUGCCCGCCGUGCAGCAGCGGGACUCGCCCGUCAUCGUCCGCAACCCCGACGUGCCCCUGCCCUCCAAGUUCGCCGCCGAGGCCGCCGGGGGCGAGCCCCGGGCCGGGGGCGUGUCCCCCGCCGGCCCGGCUGCCGUGGCCCAGGCGGGGCCCGCCUUCGGCCUGGCCUCCUCCCCCUUCCAGCCCGUGGCCUUCCACCCGUCGCCCACCGCCCUGCUGCCCGUCCUCGUGCCCAGCGGCUACUCCGGCCACCCCGCCCCCAAGAAGGAGGUCAUCAUGGGCCGCCCCGGGACAGCAGGAAGCGGGGGCCGCCUGGAGAGGAGGGGCACCGUGGUGUGCGCGUUGGGGGGGGGGGUCCUCUCCCCUCGAUCCGGGGGCGGUGCACCUGUGCCCCCGGUGGGCAGAGAUCCGGGCGGCUGCCAAGCCACCGCCGCCGCCGCCGCCGCCCCUGCCAGCCGCCGGCCGGUCCCCCCGCCGCCGCCGCCGCCCCAGGCGGGGCGCGGGCGCGGGCGCGCGGCGGACGGAGGGGUCGUGCUGCCCCCUCCUGGCCGCCGGGCGCAUCGCCCCUUGCGGCGCUGCCCCGGCCCGGGGGUCUCGGGGGGGCGGUCUCGGGGGUCCGGGCGUCCCGGGGUCGUAGGGCAGAGCCGGAGCCCGCCGCCCCUCAGCCCCGGGAGCCGGGAAGGCCAGCGGCACGUGGGCCCCGAGGACGGGGCCCACCGAAGGCCGCCGGUGUCGAGGGAGCCACGGGACAAGUCCCGGCCCGGGCCCGGGCCCCGGGGGGCAGCCGGGCAGGCGUCCCGCGUGCGCCCCGCCGGUCCCGCCGGUCCCCCGCCGCCCCCCAGUCCCGCCGCCCCCCAGCCCGUUCUGUUAAUGGCUCCAUUAGCGGCCGCGAGGCGCAUUAGCGGCGUCUGGCUCCCAUUACCGCCGGCGGCGGCGGCGGCGGCUGCUGCUGGAGCCGCUCGACCGCAGGCGGCUGGACUCGGGCCCGCUGCCCCCGGACCCCCCCGCCCCCCACCCCCAGGAGGGGGCUCCAGUCGGGCCGCCCUCCCCCCCCCAUCCCGGGCGCCCCCUGCAGGCGGGGCUGGCAAGUCCCCGCGGUGA
Messenger RNA from Ornithorhynchus anatinus (platypus), 3386 nucleotides. Its product is annotated as protein capicua homolog. The coding region runs from base 120 to 3386 and encodes 1088 amino acids. Gene Ontology annotation, biological process: regulation of transcription by RNA polymerase II. Gene Ontology annotation, molecular function: DNA-binding transcription factor activity, RNA polymerase II-specific; RNA polymerase II transcription regulatory region sequence-specific DNA binding. The transcript is spliced from 7 exons. Gene Ontology annotation, cellular component: nucleus. The record is from RefSeq and is a predicted model, not a curated record. NCBI's taxonomy places the organism in Eukaryota, Metazoa, Chordata, Mammalia, Monotremata, Ornithorhynchidae.